GCCUUUUCGCCUGACUUGAUCGGCGCCCUCUCCUCUCUCUCCCCCUGUCGCUUGUCAUCUUUCCAUUUCUCGGGAGGAUUCCUCCCCUCCCCUUCCCAGAAACUUUGGUCCUCCUCUCUUCAAAAAAAAUAAAAAUAAAAAUAAAAACCGAAAAUAAAUUGCAAAACUUAUCAAUAUUAUCCUUUUUUCCAUAAUCCAUUCCGGCAGCAAUCAGAUUGAAGAUGAGAGCCGCCGUGCGUUACCUCCGAUCACCUCUCCGGCAGCAAAGACGUAAUUAUUCCAGUAGUUUGGUGAAAAGCCGGACUUCUUGUUUAGAUCGCGGUCCAUGUUCUGCUUAUGACGCCGAACUCAGUAGAAUUCUACGCCCUGCAUUCAUCAUAUCCAGAGCUUUGUCAACCGGUGCCGCUAAAGUCGCCGAUGGAGAGGUGAAGACAGCAGGGCCGCUUGUUGAGUAUGAAAGAAGGAUCUUUGCCGGUGAACUUGUUGAUGGUGAUGCCUGCCAGGUAGGUACUUUAAGAGAACUGCAGAGGCUUUAUGAUGAGCUUGUAGAGUCAGCUGAUGCCUGCCAUUUGGAUCGCUAUGCAGCUCCUGAGAAAACAGUGAGGAGUGGCUGGUUUUGGUAUCGUCUAUUACCACAGUCUUCAUACUCCCCUGUCAGAGGACUAUAUCUUUAUGGAGGAGUAGGCACUGGAAAAACGAUGUUGAUGGACCUGUUUUUUGCUCAAUUGCCCAGCAAUUGGAGGAAAAGAAGGAUUCAUUUUCAUGACUUCAUGUUGAAUGUCCACAGCCGCUUGCAGAAGCACAAGGGUGUGUCAGACCCACUUGAAGUUGUUGCAGGGGAGAUAUCUGAUGAGGCAAUUUUGCUAUGUCUAGAUGAAUUUAUGGUGACUGAUGUUGCCGAUGCAUUGAUAUUGAAUCGUCUAUUUAGACAUCUAUUCAGCAAUGGCGUUAUUCUUGUUUCAACUUCAAAUCGUGCUCCAGACAAUCUCUAUGAGGGUGGGCUACAGAGGGAUCUUUUUCUACCCUUCAUUGCCACUUUGAAGGAAAGAUGUGUUGUUCAUGAAAUUGGUUCAGCAGUAGAUUAUCGUAAGCUGACUUCGGGUGAGCAAGGCUUCUACUUCAUUGGCAAAGAUUUAUCUGGUCUUCUCAAGCAGAAAUUUCAGAAACUGAUAGCUGAACAAGAGGCUGGGCCACAGGAGGUGGAACUAGUCAUGGGAAGGACAUUGAAGGUUCCAAUGGGUGCCAAUGGAUGCGCUUUUUUUUCUUUUGAGGAUCUUUGUGACAAACCACUUGGAGCUGCAGACUAUUUCGGAUUGUUUAAGAGCUUUCAUACACUUGCAUUGGAAGGCAUCCCAAAACUUGGGCUUCAGAAUAGAACAGCAGCAUAUCGGUUUGUCACUUUAGUUGAUGUGAUGUAUGAGAAUAGGGCAAGACUGUUAUGCUCGGCUGAGGGUAGUCCCCAAGAACUUUUCGAUAAUAUUGUAACAAUCUCAGAUGCAAAGCAAAUGGCACCUAGAACCUCUUCAAGAUCAAGGAGAAGUGAUGAUUCAGAUCUUUGUGUGGAUAAUGAAUUGGGAUUUGCAAAAGAUCGUACCAUUAGUAGAUUAACAGAGAUGAACAGCAAAGAAUACCUUGAGCAGCACGCAGAAGAAAGGCAGCUCUCGCAAGAAGUUGCAAAUGGAGAUGCGGUCCUAGCGUGAUGCAUAAAAUAGAAGUGUCUUGUAUACUAACCAGGGGUUGUUGUCACCAAUAAAAUUACAUGAUCAUAAAAGUCACAAUCCACAAAGUUCAGUCAGUUGAUCCAAACCAUUUUUGGUUCGAUAAAUAUGGAAUCUGAUAUUUGUUCAUAUGAAUAAAAAAAAAAGUGAAUC
Messenger RNA from Rubroshorea leprosula, 1871 nucleotides. The record is from the annotation of a GenBank genome assembly. Lineage: Eukaryota; Viridiplantae; Streptophyta; Magnoliopsida; Malvales; Dipterocarpaceae.